AUGGACGGCCAGAAGAAACCAUCCCGCCAAUUUGGUGUCACUAGCGCCAUCUCAGAGGCCGCGCCUACCGAGCAUGAUAUCAAGCUGAAUGACAAGCUCAUCGAGACGCUCAAGGCGGAAAACGUCUUUGAAACCCCAGAAGGCAACCGAAGGAGGGAGGAAGUCAUCGAACACAUCCAGAAAGUCGUCGAAGAAUUUAUCCGUCGCGUGGGAAAGCAAAAGGGUGUGCAGCAGUCCGUCAUCGAUGCUGCAGGCGGCAAGAUCUUCACAUUCGGCAGUUAUGCUCUCGGUGUUCAUGGACCGUCGUCCGAUAUUGACACGCUCGUUGUCGCGCCUAAAUUCGUGGCCAUCCACGAGUUUUUCGAAUUCUUCCCUCCAACAUUUCGAGAAAUGUCCAACGUCGACGAUAUCAACGAGUUCGUACCCGUCGAAGACGCCUUCGUACCAAUUAUCAAGAUGGAAUACCGUGAAGUGAGCAUAGAUUUGCUAUUUGCAUCGUUGCCAAAGCGGUCUUCGAUACCCAGGAACAUGGAUACCAUCGAGAAGAAGGAUCUGGAGGGCCUAUCGGAGUCGGCAACCCGAAGCGUCAACGGCACACGAGUUACCAAUGAGCUCCUGGAUGCGGUACCGCAGAAAGUCAGCUUCAGGCAUGCUCUGAGGGCCAUCAAGCUGUGGUCCAACCGUCGAGGCAUCUACGGAGCUGUCUUCGGAUACCCUGGUGGUGUCGCGUGGGCUAUUAUGGUUGCUCGCAUUUGCCAACUCUACCCCAUGGCAAAUGGUGCUACCAUUGUUUCCAAGUUCUUCAGUCUGAUGUACAAGUGGACUUGGCCGAGACCGGUCAUGCUGAAACAUAUCGAAGAAGGCGAUUUGGGUCUGCGGGUAUGGAACCCACAGGUAUAUGGUGGUGACAGAGCACACCUCAUGCCCAUAAUCACGCCUGCGUUCCCCUCCAUGUGUGCCACACAUACUGUCAUGCCAUCUACCCUGCGUAUUAUGAAGGACGAAUUUGGAAGAGCGGACAAGAUCCUACAGCACAUCUUUGCAGGAACAAAAGAUUGGAAUGCAUUGUUCGAACGACACUCAUUUUUUACCAAAGACCACAAAUACUACUUGAGCGUGGUUGCUGCAAGUCGGACCAAGGAGGCAAACUCGACAUUCUCUGGACUGGUGCAGUCCAAAAUCCGUCACAUUGUCAAGGGCAUUGAUGAUGGACAGACUGGUAUCGAUACUGCACGUCCAUAUAUCAACUACUUCGAGCGGUAUCAUCGUUGUAAAGAUGAUCAGUUCCACGAAGUUACUCAGGGUUCCCUCGAGUACAUGAUUCCAGCUUCUGAAGUGCCUGCAGACGGCACUACGCCAGCCGACGACGAUACCCACAUCAUCUACACCACAACCUUCUACAUUGGUCUCACUUUACCUCCGGAUGCUACCAAGUCGCUCGAUAUCUCUUAUCCUGUCAGCCAGUUUAGGAGCUAUAUCACAGAUUCGGAUCUUUACGACGAAAAACUUAUGUCCGUCAAGGUGGUUCACACUCGCAACACUGCACUUCCUGACGACGUAUUCCUGCCGGGAGAAACGCGGCCGAAGAAGUCUAGCAAAGAUAAAAAGAAGAAGGACGCGAAAAGUGCUAAGCGCCACUUCGCCGAUACUGGCCUUGACGACAGCGAACAUUCUGCAGCAAAGCGCCAACAGUCCAAGCUUGCUGCCAAUGGAGUCCCUACUCCAACGGCAGCAUAG
Molecule: messenger RNA, 1737 nt
Organism: Bipolaris zeicola 26-R-13
Lineage: Eukaryota; Fungi; Ascomycota; Dothideomycetes; Pleosporales; Pleosporaceae
Exons: 5
Coding region: 1-1737 (578 amino acids)
Cellular component (GO): nucleus
Molecular function (GO): poly(A) RNA polymerase activity; RNA binding
Source: RefSeq, a predicted model, not a curated record